AUGCUGUCGUACCUGCACUUCCUGGUGUAUGGGGUGGGGGGGAUGAUGGCAGUGGGGAUGGCGCUGCUUAUUGCUUUCCAAGAAAGACUGGUGUACGUGCCGGUGCUUCCGGGGCUCUCCAAGUCCUACCCCAUCACCCCCGCCCGCCUGCGACUAAAGUAUGAGGACGUCUGGCUCCGGGCUUCUGAUGGCGUUCGCCUUCACGCUUGGUUUAUUCAGUACGUACCGGAGUGCACAGGUCAGUUUUCCCCUGGAUCAUCCCCCAUGGUUCCUUGUUCGUGUUCCCUUUGUUAAUUGCUGCGCUAUUCUACUUCCUGCUUUUUCCCUACGUUCCAGUGGUAGGUUUAGUCGCCGCUAUCCUCCUUGAAGUUUGCCACCUGUACGUUUCCUGACGGAGUGGUGAAUUACCGGAACUGGGUUUUACGGUCUUUCCUUCGUUUCCUGAAGAAUGCUCGGUUAGGGAGUGGGGAGCUUGAUGGCGGCGGGAUAGCCUAGGGCUCCAGUGACGCCCCUCGCAUUGAGGAACAUCAUAUGGGUGUCAGCGCCCGUCGAGAUAAUCACUGCUGUUCUGGUCUCUGGACUGGCUGUCUGGCUGUCUGGCUGCAUAUCAUUUUUACGAAUGAAACGAUAGAUCCAAAUGAUCACAAAACAGCAAUCAUUAAGCGAGAUCAAAAUGAGACACGGCGAAAUGGAGCCACAUAGUCCGUCCUAUAUCUCUAGCUCAGUUGAGAAAUCCUGAAAUCACCUGUAUGUUCCAUUGGAAGACAGCAUAGAAAAUUUCGGCAUCUUAUUACAAUAUCCCUGAUUCCCAAAUCCACUUGCUAUACAGUCUGUGCCAUCCCAAAAACCCCUUUUCUAGAGAUGAGGUGACGGAAUGCUGUUCUAUUCUCCACUGUGUAAAUUAUAUCCUUGGAACAUACACAGUAUACAACCUCCCCAAAAGUUGUAGAAUACCCUUGAAAAAUGGGGCUGAAUCAAUGUAGGUGAUUUUAUCAUCAUAUUCACUACUUGCGUUUCCGAGCUCUAUUUAACUCUUUCGUAUCUCUUAAAUGGUCUUGCAUUAUUUUUUAUCCUCAGCAAAUAAAUAAAUAAAAAGGCUUUAACACCACUCCCCUCCUCCCCCCACCAACACCUUGCAGUUCAUGCCUUUAAGCACUAGGUUCUUUCAAACGAAGCAUUAUCUUAUGAGCGAUGAUCUUUCUUGACUAAUUGUCCACAGCGUGAAGAGGACAUGGUUCUUUACCACAGGUCUGCAUAUCACUGUUGCCAUUCUUGAUGCUAACAUCUUGUUAAUAUCCUGUAAACUCCAUGCAACAAUCUACUUGGUUAGUUCUCCCUAAUCCGCUUUGGUCCUUCACUCUUUGAGAAAAAUGGUCGUUAAUGCCCUCAAGAUGUGUAUUUCUCGUGUUGAGCUCAAGGAUAAUAUGGACCCUCUUUUAGCAACCCAGAAGUUUUGUCAGCGAAACAUUGAAAACCUAUCAGGGCCUUGGCUACCCCGAAGUUUCAAAUUACCCGUAGCAUCACUAAUUGGUUGUUGUUUUGAUGCAGCUACCUUCGUAGUGCCUUUCACUAGUUAUCCUCCAGAUUAUUUUGUUGUCAAUGAAUCUAAGUAGAAAAAUGAUUUUUUGUUAACUCUGACUGCUAAGAAUAUGAAUUUUCAUGCGACCACUGAAUCAGGAACUUAGCUUUGUCACAUGAGAACACAGAACACCCCCACCACGUCUUCCUGUUUAACUUAACUACUGAUAUUCUACCCCAUGAUUAGAAGCUGCAAGUGCCAGAAUAGUGAGAACUGCUUUUCGGAAGAAAAAAAUUUAAAACAAAAGCUGGUUCAGAGAAAUUGGGGCAUCACGUAAGCAUGCGAAAAUAGAAGUAGCUAUGCACUAUUCCGGGGUUGUUCACAUCCCCCAGAACAUACUUGUUUUACAUGGUAAGAAUACCCAGGCCGGACAAAUGUUCCCUUUUGAUCCAUCCUGUGAGUUUCCCUUCCCCAAAAUCAUUACUUAUCUUCUUGUCCAACUGAUGGAAUCUUCCUUUGCUCUUCAUCAUCAACUUUUCUCUGUUUCCUCCCCAUUCAUACUCCCAUGAUUUAGCAUGUGGCGCAAGUUACUGUCCACAAAAAAUCUUUGUUUUCUUGCUUCAUUUUUCCUGUAUGUGCUUGCUUUCCUCUCUCCUUAGGAGGUCUGAUGUCCAGAAGUGACGCUGAUUACCGAUUUUGGCCAAGUCAUCAGACUACUCGUUGAGUUUCGUUGGCCACGUAUUUCCACUGUAGUCGUAUGAGAGUGAUUCCGAUUUGAUUUAUUUAUGCCUCAGUUCUUAAUUAUGUGUAAACUAGUUGAAUGCCUGUUGUUGGAGUCUGUGGACACAAUGUUUGUUUGAAAGAUAAUAAUGAUUCAAUUCAAUUGCAGGGCCAACGAUUAUUUUCUUCCAGGAGAAUGCUGGUAGUAUCCUGAUGAUCUUUUCCAAAAGGCUAUCGUGGAUCUGAUAAUUCCUCCUUUUCCCAGUUACUUCUGUGGGCCUUAACUAGCAUAACUGUAGAUAUUGCACAUCGUCUUGAAUUCAUUCACAUAAUGCUCCAGAAGCUACACUGCAAUGCCUUUAUGCUGUCAUACAGAGGGUAUGGUAUUCGUUCGAUAUGACACCUUGUGCGUGGCAUCAUUGGCAGUUCUACAUAUCUUUCCUCCCUUUAGGUCGUUAUGUCAAUCAUGUGCCGAUGUCUGUAUUUUUAUGAUAGAUAUGGUGCAAGCGAUGGAUUCCCUUCUCAACACGGAAUUAUUCAAGAUGCACAGGUUUGAUACCUAUCCCCAUUUUAAUUUCCUGUAUUGGUCUUUUGAAUCAUAUCCAGGCUUUCAAGUUUGUUUUUCAUUGCCCAGGCCGCUUUGGACCAUCUGAUGCAAAGGACCGAUAUUGAUACGUCAAGAAUUGUUGUAUUUGGAAGAUCUCUUGGUGGCGCAGUUGGAGCAGUCCUUGCAAGAAACAACCCCGACAAGGUAUUUUUUUUUCAUUUGAUUCUUCUAGUACGAUGUUUUGUGCAUUGUGCUGUAUCAUAAUGAAACUAAUCUUGAUCUUUUUCUUGAUACGAAAACUGAACACCAGGGGAUUAUAUAGACUGUAAGUUCUCGAAAUAUAGUUGUGGUUCAUGGAUAUCAGGAACCUUCAUAGGGGCACAAAGGGAGAUAGAUAUGGAUUCUAAAGCUAGAAUUCAUUCUCGGAUCUAAAGCAUGAACAGGUGAUACUCAGUCUUAAAGCCAGGGAAGAAGCUAGAAAGCUAGGGUCACAACUGGAUUCUAAUAAUGCCAAAGAAAAACAAAAGUUUGAGUCUUUUUUUGAGUCUAUGGUGAUCUAAAAAUUGGUUUGGCAAAGAUUAGUGCUUCUACACGAUUUUUUGAAACGCAGGAGUUGCUCUUGUGGAUCAGACAGGUUAUGGCGUCUUAUAAUGUGUUGCUUCUGAAUCUGACACAUUUGUAUUUUCAGUAAAAGAAAAACUGGGUCAGCGCUUAUGGUAAACAGAUGGUUUAUGCCUAUGAAAAUAGGGAACUUCUGGGCAGGCUUUGCAACAAGUUUUCUUUGGUUGUGUUGUUCAAAGAGAGAAUCCGAAUGAGAAAGGAAAAUGAGUGGUGCUUGUCUUUCUAUUUGGUUUCUUCUGUUCAAAUAACGUGUCCCUUGUGGCGUCGAUGAUUUUAUUUUCUUACUGAUGACUGUCAAGAGGUAGCAUGCAAAAACUCCAAGAAGGGUUGAUAAUAGCGUGGUGACGCCAUUGACUUUAUAUUUUUCUCUAAUCUCCAGACCCCCCCUAACAAAGGGGGAGGGAGUCGACCGACUAUCUCAGCCAUAGGUGGGAAUUUCGCCAUCUUCCGACACCCCAAGUCUACCAUUGUAACUUGAAGAUUUUGAGGAAAAGGUCUGGCCACCUGGCGACACCAGUUUUUCAAAUACAAAUAUGUUAUAGGCUUCACACCUUAUUUCUUGAAGGAUGGAACAUCGAAAUGUAACUUGUUGAUCAAUAAUGCAGAGUUUUUUUGUCAUCAUAUAUAUCAUAGUUUCAAGAAGUGAAACCUGUGUUCAGUAGUCAAAUGGUACAAGGUCGGAUUAUCAGAUUUCCUCAUCUGAAAAAGUCUUUUUUAAUUCCCUUGUUAAGAUAGGUCAUCGUUAAUUUCAUACUUCGUUUUCCUUGAUGUAACCAGAUUAUUGUGGUGUCGCCAUUUGAUUUCAGGUCUCUGGUCUGAUAUUGGAGAAUACAUUCACCUCGAUUCUUGACAUGGCUGGUGUUUUGCUUCCCUUCUUGAAGUGGUUUAUUGGCCACAGUGGAUCAAAGGGUCCAAGAAUGCUUAAUUUCCUCGUGCGCUCCCCAUGGAACACUGUUGACGUUAUUGGGCAGGUAAAUUAGUAUCCUGUAUUUAGUUUCUCGAAAAAUAGUCAAAUUAUAGGUUGGUAGAUGACUGUUUUAGCCCUCUCAUGUCCUAUGGGAUGGUCAACUUCUUAUCAGUUAUCAUUCCUUCUUGAGUAAUGUAAUGAUACUGAUAACUUCAGUCCCAUCUGCCACAACGUGCUUUAUCAACGACAUUCCUCUGAUUUCACCAAGCUGCACGGCACUAAGCUCUCAUCUUAUAUGGCACAUGUUAUUGAAUGUUUGAAGUAUAGUCUUUUAUAUAGGCGAAAAAUGAGCAGCAGUGAAUCCAUCUAUGAUUUCUUUUUGUGGUCCGGGGUGGUGGGAGUUGACCUCUCAUCCGUCACAUGCUUCUUUGCUACUAGGCUUUUAGCCGUUUAGAGCUGACUCCGUGCUGAAAUCGCAGGUCAAACAACCCAUUCUAUUCCUUUCUGGUCUACAAGACGAGAUGGUUCCCCCAUCUCAUAUGCAGCUGCUGCAUGCCAAAGCAGCUGAGAAAAACGACCGAUGCCUAUUCACUGAUUUCCCUUCUGGCAUGCACAUGGACACAUGGCUUUCCGGCGGGGAUCGCUACUGGAGGACGAUUCAGCUGUUCCUGGGUCUUCAUGUUCCUGGGAAGGAGAGAACCGCCAAGCAGCUCAAGAACGAUGACGCCAAUGGAAACAACGGUAUCAUCUAG
This is a messenger RNA of Spirodela intermedia, 5066 nucleotides long. The record is from the annotation of a GenBank genome assembly. NCBI's taxonomy places the organism in Eukaryota, Viridiplantae, Streptophyta, Magnoliopsida, Alismatales, Araceae.